UCCUUAACCAACUAGGAUUGAGAUUCUAAAAUGAAUAUUAGAAUGAUUAAUGAUAUAAUUAGCUAGAAGUAGAACUCAAAGGAAAUAUAACCUAAGCCCUCAAAGAUUUCUAGAGUAACCUCAACUAAACCAAAUUGCAUAAAAUAACCUGUGAAUGUAGGAAAAGCAGAAACUAUAAUAUGAUCAUCGUGUAUGAAAUGUUGAAAAUUUGAAAUUUGCUAAAAUGGAAGUUAUACAACAGUGCUGAGACUGACUUUAUGAAGUUACAGACUGUCGUUCCCUAGUUAUUUGGAGUUUGUCCGUACUCAAUUCUUUAGGUGGCUACAGCUUCGCUACAUAGGUAUUAAAAUAUCCAUCAACUCUAAAUUCUUGAUUUUGGGGUUAGGGUCAAGGUCAGGGGUUCAAAUUUCCAUCAUAGCUAAGGACUUUAAAGGUGACAAAUACCAAACAGAAAUACAAAUUGUUUAAUAGUUCUAGUCCCUUCUAUUUCUCAGAUUCCUGUUUUAAUAUAAGAUAAGCUUCAUACUGUCCUGUUUAUGAUAAAAUUUUCAUCUCUGAUUUCUUUAAACUGUUAUGUUUCUUUGUAGUUGCCAUCUUAAACUGGUUCCCUCACAUGUGAUGAUGGGUUCCCUCACGUGCAAUGAUGGAUAUGCUUCCACUUUUGGCUUAGUAACUUUUUAUUGUUUUUUCAAACAUUGUGUUUAUCAUGCAGGUGGUCGUGUUCGGCAUGCAUUCAUUGGCAUUGGAUUUCGAGAGAGAACAGAGGCUUAUGAUUUUCAGGCAGCACUGCAUGACCACAUGAAAUAUCUCAACAAAAAGAGAACCGCGGAAGAGAUGGAGCAACAAUUCCAAAAUACUUCCUCAGUUGACUAUAGUUUAAAAGAGGGGGAGACCCUAGUACUUCAAAUAAAAACUAAAGGUGGCUCAAGUGCAAAAUCCAAGAUCUUGGAGCAGGGUAUUAGCAAUCUCUCGAUAGAAGACAAGGGUAAGCAAAAAGAGGCCGUGAUCUCCAUCAAACCACCACCGCCUCCUCCAACACCGCUAUCCCCUGCAAGUACAGUUGAGAAGGCUUCAAAUAAUUUCUCUCAAAAACAUAGCGAAGGGGCAAGUUCCGAAGGAGGCACAAAGCCAAAACAAGAAGACCGUUCUCUUGAAAGUCAAAGCACAGAAGACAUACCAGAUGAUGAUUUUGGGGAUUUUCAAGCUGCUGGGUAGAACACUCAACUAGACAAUAAUGCCAUACUCUUGUAAUACAAGGAACAGUUUAUUGUUUCUUCUUGUGUAGUUGGGGAUUGUUAUGAUUGAAAUUAGAAUUGCAGCAUUGUAUACGCGGAAAUGUUUGGUACGUACUUCAAAUGUAGAGAUCAUUCAAAGAAAACACCAUCCAGUAUGAUUCUUUUGAUGGGAUUCAAUGAUUUUACUAGUAUGGUAAAGAUGGUAGUGUAAUGUAGAAAAGUGAAAAUCAACGUAUUCUAAACUA
Molecule: messenger RNA, 1480 nt
Organism: Rubroshorea leprosula
Lineage: Eukaryota; Viridiplantae; Streptophyta; Magnoliopsida; Malvales; Dipterocarpaceae
Source: the annotation of a GenBank genome assembly